UUCAGCGUGCGUCUGUCCGGGCGCUCUCUCGACUGCGUUUGAAGUUCGUCUGUGUCACUCACGUUUCUUCUGGUAUCGACCUAGUUUCUGUCUUUCAAACACCUGUUUCUUCUAUAAAGAAUAGUCAGUAUUACAAUUUGAAGACGCAGCGAAGCUCCGAAUUCAAAGAGAAGGUUGUAGAGAGAAGGAGAGAGAGAGGUCAUCGAGUCCUGCACGAUUCGAUCUUAAAAUCAUGAAGACGCUGCGAAUAUCACUGGUCUCUGUUUUGCUGGCGAUGGGGCUGUCCACAGUCCUCUCCGGAAAAGUGAACAAACACAAGCCGUGGAUUGAGACGUCGUACCACGGGGUCAUAUCGGAGAACACGGACACCGUACUGUUGGACCCUCCACUGGUGGCCCUUGACAAGGACGCCCCGGUGCCCUUUGCAGGAGAGAUCUGCGCCUUUAAAAUCCACGGGCAGGACGCUCCGUUUGAGGCGGUGGUCCUCAACAAGACGUCAGGUAUCGGCCUGCUGCAGGCGAAGAGCCCCAUCGACUGUGAGGCGCAGAAGGAGUACACGUUCAUCGUCCAGGCCUACGACUGUGGCUCCGGCCCCAGUGGCUCGGGCUGGAAGAAGUCCCACAAGGCGGUGGUGCACAUCCAGGUGAACGACGUGAACGAGUUCCCGCCCGCGUUCCGGGAGCCGGUGUACCGGGCGGCGGUGACGGAGGGCAAGAUCUACGACAGCAUCCUGCAGGUGGAGGCCACGGACCAGGACUGCUCCCCGCAGUACAGCCAGAUCUGCAACUACGACAUCGUCACGCCGGACACGCCCUUCGCCAUCGACCGCAACGGUAACAUCAGGAACACGGAGAAGCUCAGCUAUGAUCGACAGCAGCAGUACACCGUGAUGGUGACGGCGUUGGACUGUGGCCAAAAGAGGGCCACAGAGAACGCCCUGGUGCACAUCGACAUCAAGCCGGUCUGUAAACCUGGCUGGCAAGGUUGGAACAAACGGGUGGAUUAUGAGCCGGGGACCGGCAGCAAGCAGCUCUGUCCCAAGAUGCACUUGGAGACGUGCGAUGAACCGCUGUCCUCCGUCAGAGCCACGGUGGAGCUGCAGACCAGCCACAUCGGGAAGGGCUGCGACCGGGAAACCUACUCCGAGAAGUCCCUGCAGAAACUGUGUGGAGCGUCGUCCGGCAGCACCGACCUCCUCCCGGCCCCGAGCGCCUCCACCAACUGGACGGCCUCGCUGCUGACGGACAGCGGGCGCGACAGCGACCUCAUCUUCCGCUUCGACGGGCGGCAGGCGGCCAAGAUCCCGGAUCGGGUGGUGCCGCAGAACCUGACGGACCAGUUCACCAUCGCCACCUGGAUGAAGCACGGGCCAAGCCCGGGCCUGAGGGCCGAGAAGGAGACGCUCCUCUGCAACUCCGACAAGACCGAGAUGAACCGUCACCACUACGCCCUCUACGUGCAUAACUGUCGGCUGGUCUUCCUGCUACGGAGGGACUUCACCCAGGUGGACACCUUCCGGCCGGCAGAGUUCCACUGGAAGCUGGACCAGAUUUGUGACAAGGAGUGGCACUACUAUGUGAUCAACGUGGAGUUUCCUGUGGUGACGCUGUAUGUGGACGGCGUCACCUACGAGCCCUACCUGGUGACAGAUGACUGGCCCAUCCACCCCUCCCAGAUUGAUGUCCAGCUGACAGUGGGUGCCUGCUGGCAAGGCGGCGAGGUGACAAAGCCGCGCUUCACACAGUACUUCCGCGGGAGCCUGUCUGGGCUGACCAUUCGGCCGGGGAAGAUUGAGAGCCAGAAAGUCAUUUCCUGCCUGCAGGCCUGCAAGGAGGGUCUGGACAUCAACUCCCUGGAGAGCCUGGGCAGGGGCAUCAAGUUCCACUUCAACCCGGCCCAGUCCAUUCUCGUCAUGGAGGGAGACGACCUGGAGAACGUGAACGUGGCCCUGAAGAAGGUGUCCUACAUCAAUUCGCGUCAGUUCCCCACCCCUGGCAUCCGACGCCUCCGUAUCUCCACCUCUGUGCAGUGCUUUGGGGAGGACACGUGUAUCUGGAUCCCUGACAUCGAGGCGGUGGUGAUGGUUCUGCAGCCCAGCGAGCCCCGGAUCACCCUCACAGGGACGGAGCGCGUGACCCGGCCGGCCUCCGACCUGCGGGGCCCCGCGGGCCUCCCGCUGUUCCAGGACCUGCACAUCAUCAGCAGGGUCACCAAGAACGAUGCCCCGGCACGCAGCCGAGCCCACAGGCCCGGGGUUCUGGAGGAGAUCAUCCACAACCUGGACUACUGCGACGUGCUGGUGCUGGGAGAGGAGCUGAAGCCCGGGCUGGAGAGCCUGCAGGUAAACCGCAGCUCCCUGCUGGGGAAACACCUGGACGCCACCAACUCCACCUCCGGCAUCUCCAUCUACGGUGUUGACUCUAUGUCGAAUUACGAGCAGGUGGUCAGGCAGGUGAGGUACCUGCACUGGCGAGGGGCAGAGCUGUCAGAGAGGAAGUUCCGCCUCUCCUGCUCAGAGCUGAACGGCCGAUACACCAGCAACGAGUUCAACCUGGAGGUCAGUGUUCUUCACAGUUCAGAGGCCGAGGGACAUGUCAAUCACAUGGCGGUCCCGCCUCAGUACCUGCAGGCUGUCCAUCAUCCAAUCAUGGCGCACAGUCAAAGCUCAGCCCACAACUCAGCGAUUCCCAGUGCAGCCACCGUGGUCAUCGUGAUGUGCAUCACCACCCUGGUGGUCAUCGUGGUCCUGGGGAUCUAUCGCGUCCACGUGGCCCACCAACGCAGCUCCGACGGCGGGGACAGGACCGCGGAGGGCGGGGUCGACUGGAGCAACUCGGCCCUCAACAUCACAGUCAACCCCAUGGAGAGCUUUGAGGAGCCGCAGGCUGCAGCCGAUGAGGAGGAGGAGGAGGAGGAGGAGGAAGAGGAGGACGAAGAGGACGAAGACGAGCUGGACGACGACAUCACCAGUGCGGAGUCUGAGGACAGCGAUGACGAGGAAGCCGCGGUUCCCAGGGGGCCGCGGGGGGACAAGAGCCAGCGGCAGUGGGACGCCUCCACGUUACCCUACUAGGCCCACACAAACACAACCCCACUUACAACAAUCUAUGCCGAAUUCGGAGGUUCCCAGUGCGUUGGCAGGACUGCUCUCACUGGCAAUUCAACUCACAAAAGUGUGUUUCCCCCCCCCCCCCCCCAAAAAAAAAACAUAGUCCAUUUCCACUGAAAGUCAAUGGGAUGUCACUCUGCUGGUUCUGAAUGUGUUCUGCACCGCUAAUCCCACUCCUGUAGUGACAGUGCCAGACUGUUAGGCCAUGAGGUUUUUUUAUACUUUUAUUUGACUAUUUAACGAAUGCCCUGCUGAUAGCAAUUGCACUUUUUAUGUUGCUUGUCAGACCACGAUUUCUCAAUAUCUUCGGAUUAGUGUAAACACACAUGUGCAGUAAACACUGUAUUAAUGAUUGGGAUUUCAGAAUCCAAUCAGAAAAUCUCAAUGAACCCAGCAGGUCACUAUUUUUGACAGAACCAUGCCUUGUGAUAUUUCAAAUCUCUGCAAAUUUGAAGGUUGUCAAGUUCCCCUUCAUGGUCUUGUGACAAAUCCUGUAGUCUUAGGUCUGAAAUCAUAUGGUUUCUAUGCUAGAAAAAUAUUAACUAAAACCUAAAUACUUAUAAUGUUAUUUUUCCACAUCCUUUUUGGAUUCAAAGCCACAUGAGAACCUCUGAGAGUUGUGAUUAGUGUCUCUCUAAAUGCCCAAUCCGUCGGUUGCAAUUUACACAAAGUGGAAAAGACACAGCACAGAUCUGAAUGGAAAAAUGUACACACUGUAUAUUGUACUUUUGGUCUUUUCCGUUAAAUACCCCAGGACUUUAAGGUUCUUGUCUUUCAUAUAAAUGUCAUUGUAAUAAAUAAAAAAUAAUAUGCCAUUUAUUUCCAGUGUUUUAAUGUCUAAGUUGGUUUUUCCCUUGCAAUUAAAUAUAUUUUGAUUAUCGUAAUUUAAAAAGUAGGCAGUGUAAAAGACGUAUCAUUCUUCAGAGAGAUAAUGAUAAUAAACCGUGGCACUAAGAGAGCUUCACUUUAUGUUCAGUUGAUGUAUGUUUGAUCUUGGGAUUUAUUUUCAUGAAAGUUCUAUUUAUUUUCAGUUUUUUGGAAACAGUGAGGAAAGGUAGUAGCUUUUUUACAAGCUCUUUCUGUACAUAGCAUAGAGUAGUGAACAGAAGUCCACUCCAUGGCUUCUCCCAUGUGUAUGUUAGGCCCACACUUGCUUGUUGGAGACCCCAGCCUCUGUAUGUGUUUGUAACCAGCUCACCUUUCUUUGGUUUUCUUCUGUCUCGCCAUCGGUGAGCGGCCAGGCCUCUGUCUGGGACGGGGGGCUGUGGGCUUGUUGAGAGGGGCAUGCAUCACCUUCCACGUGUUAAAGUGGGGCUUUAGUGUUGAGAAGUGUUACUUUUUCCUCCCCGAGCAUAAUAAUAUCCUGUGUUUAGAAGCCACGUUUCCAUACGUGCCGCUGCCCUGUGACGGCUCAAGAUGAACAAACAUAUGAGAACGGUAAACGUGACGUGAGAGACUUGCACCUGUUCAUCUGAGCUAUCCUCUGAAGCUUGUCCUUUAAAAAAAUCUCAACCAAGCAAUGUUUUAAAUCAUUAACAGCCAUUAUCAGCAGUCAAUUUUUGAAAUGGAAUAUUAUCUAGCGGAGUUUCUGGACUGUAUCUGUACAGAGUCAUUUUAAACUGAACAUUGUAGUCCCAGAAUUAUUUUUAUCCUUUCGAUAUAUUGCCAUUUACACAGAAAUAGGAAUACAGGGUAGUAAUCAGCACUUCUCUGACAGUCUGCUCCAGUGAUCCAUUGCACCUUGUGUACUUUCUUCAGAGAGUCCAGCCAUGGCAACACACUCCCCACUCCCCCAUGCGAGAUUGUGGCAGAGGCACCAUUUUAGUCUGUGGUGACAAGACCUUGCUUGCUGUUUGUUACCUGAUUUAGCUGGGAGAACGCCAUUUUGAAUCUGUGUAUAGGUAGCUACAUGUAAAGUCUGUAGCGGUGAUUAGGAUUGUUUCAUCCCUUUUUCGCGUUUGUGAGUGUGACAGUUACUUUUGGCUCAUUCACACCAUUAGAUUGCAUCCAGCCAUUUUCUUUUGAGCUUGUUUGUUUGUUUCGUUUUUUUUUUAUCUCCAGUUUCGGGUUUUGUUUUUUCAUUAAAUCCAUGGUUGCCAACUUGUUUGUUCUACAGGAAGAAGAAGAAGAAGAAAGUAAAUGCUGUUUAAAAAAAAAAAUCAACCCUGUAAAAUGUGUAAAAUUUUAUUUGUUCUCUUUUUUCUUUUGUUUUAUGUUUUGGUUACUUUUUGGUGGUCACUACCGCACUUUCUGUACAUUGGCCAAUAAAGACGUUUUAGAAUCA
Conger conger (European conger) is the source of this 5393-nucleotide messenger RNA. Its product is annotated as calsyntenin-2-like. Gene Ontology annotation, biological process: homophilic cell-cell adhesion; positive regulation of synapse assembly; positive regulation of synaptic transmission. Lineage: Eukaryota; Metazoa; Chordata; Actinopteri; Anguilliformes; Congridae. The record is from RefSeq and is a predicted model, not a curated record. Gene Ontology annotation, cellular component: cell surface; postsynaptic membrane. The transcript is spliced from 17 exons. The coding region runs from base 233 to 3073 and encodes 946 amino acids. Gene Ontology annotation, molecular function: kinesin binding; X11-like protein binding; calcium ion binding.